AAACAUUCUGACAUACUGAACAUAAAUUAACACAAUUGAUUAUCAGACGGAAGAGGGGAAAUAGUGAGUUUCAUCAUCGUGAAUGACAUCAGGGAGUUUCCGCUUCACAGCAUGGUUACUUAAAAAGCACUACUCCUCAAAGUCGGCAGCCAGUAUCUCCUCUGUUCACUGAAACUGUCACAAGGCAGCCAAGCUAAUAUGCACCUCUUUCUCGGACUCCCCCUGACUCUAUGUGCCUUGAGCCUUGUGAGCCCUGCACCCAUGCCGGCAAUGUGGAGAGACAUGCAGAAUCCUGCCUUCGAGAACGCUCUGGAAAACGGGCACAGCCUUAUCAGCAAGAUCCUCAACGACACUCCUGCAGCGCACAAGGCUUGGAUCCAUACUGAGAGUCUGUCUCUGGACGGCAAUGACUCAGGCAAACUCCAGUACCUGAAGGAGGUCCUCAAUUUAACCACAGCACCAGCUCUCAAACCCAUCUCGGACAGCUUAAACCUGGGCGAUUGCUUGGGUCAGAUAGCUGAAGGUCUCAGGUUACACCAAACUUUGCUGACAGUGGUCAGCAACCUGGCGCUCGUCAAGCCUGAGGAGGUGGAUGGACUUCUGUACGACAUCCGAGAUCUUCUAAUACAGGUCAAAAAGAUGCAGAGCCAGACAGGAGUGACAAGCGCCCCAGAAACCCAGGAAGACCUGAAGAGUCAGUUGCAGAAGAACCUCGCUCCUCAACUAGAAGAUGAAUAUACGUCACAGGUAGCAGCACACCUGGUCCUGCUCCACCUGCGGGAUUUCAGCCAGGACGUCAGCCGAAGCUUCCGGAGCAUGCACUCGAUCUUAUUUCCUGACUCGGACAGCCAGACGACGGUGGCACUGAACUGAUUGGUCGAGCUUAUUAGGGGCUGCAGGAAAAGGACAGUUGUAAAGGGAUGUAAAGGGGACGCCGCCUUAUUCACCGUUAGCAACAUCGGUACAACACCGCAUCUUGUGUCUUGUUUACUUUUAUACGUAACAUUUUUUUCACAUACAAACCGAGAACCACGUUAGAAGAAACACUUUUUUUUUCUUUUGAUGUUUACUCAAACUGAGAAAAAAUGCAUGACCCGUUACGCAACUGUGAGCAGUAGAAACAAACACAAAUUCCUCACAGUCAUUUGAACACCAUUCUGAUCUCUCCAAGUGAAGAAACCCACUGUGUGUUGUGUCUUAUCAUGUGAUGAAAGUGUGAUGAAUGUAAGGAUGAUGAUGAUGAUGAGUGUUUUCCAGGCCAGCCUUUCUAUUUUUUUCUUCCCUUUUUUUCUUCUCAUACCCACAAGUUCCUGCCCCUUCUUGAUCAUCUGAAUCAGGCGCACUACGUAUUUAUUGAUGCAAUGAAAUUUUGGUACAUUGUAUUUAUUAUUAAGUUAUUUAUUUGUAUUUAUUUUUUUAUUUAUUGUAUUAUUAUUAUGAAGAUGAUGAUGUUACAAUUAAUGUUAAUGCCAUGACUAUUUAUCAUGUUUUAUUUUUAUUAUCACCGUUUGACUUCUGAGUCAUUUCGUGAGUUGCUGCUGUGUCACUUCCUAAACGUUCUAUUUAUGAGAACACUCCUUGCGCAACAUUAUCUUAUGUUAGGAAGUUUAGUUUCUGAGGAAAUGCACACAGCGGUUUUAUUGAUCAUAUAUAUAUAACAUUUUUUUUAAUGUUAUAUGUUUAUUGAAAAACAAUUGUAGCGCUGUAUCGUAGUGCAUCAUAUUGUAUGUUUUAUUUUUAUAACAAAAACAAAUAAAUGCCAAACACUUUUUAAAAACCCAA
This is a messenger RNA of Astyanax mexicanus (Mexican tetra), 1782 nucleotides long. RefSeq names its product colony stimulating factor 3 (granulocyte) a (gene csf3a). The record is from RefSeq and is a predicted model, not a curated record. Gene Ontology annotation, molecular function: cytokine activity. Bases 199 to 873 code for a protein of 224 amino acids. Gene Ontology annotation, cellular component: extracellular region. Gene Ontology annotation, biological process: immune response; myeloid cell development; neutrophil differentiation. NCBI's taxonomy places the organism in Eukaryota, Metazoa, Chordata, Actinopteri, Characiformes, Acestrorhamphidae. The transcript is spliced from 5 exons.